CUUGUGGGCGGGGUGCUCGAUUUCCUUAGGGAGGAGCGACAGAGCCACUGACACGUACGAAUGUCUCAAUAAUUUAGAGGAAGAUGAUACAGUUACAGGAAAGGAAUACGUCCAAUGCGUUUCCGUUAGUAUUCGAACCGCUUUCUUAAUGUGCCCUUCUCUGUUCAGAAGGUCGCGCUUAAAGGAGGUGUGUACCGCACCAGAAGUCGGAGUACAAUGAGGUUUUCUAUGUUGAUCAGUCUGUUAAGGCCGAUCGGCCCGGUUAUUAUCGGGAUCUCUCUGGGAUUUACUCUGAGUUUGCUGAGUGUGAGCUGGGUCGAGGAAAGCUGUGAUAUUAAUGCCAUAGGAGAUGAAGGAAUCGUUUUAUCCCAGGAUGGAAGUCUGAAAGGAGCCCGGAGACCCAACUCUAUUUCCCCUGGGAAUGAUGGUGAGGAGGAGAAGGAUUUCCAGCCGAGAAUAAUCCCAUAUAAACCAGUGAAACAGACUCAGCCCAAGAAACUUUUCAGGGCGAAAUACAUCAGCACAGAGUUGGGAAUUCGAGAGCGUCUUUUCGUGGGAAUACUCACCUCCAAAAACACCAUCAACACUCUGGGUGUGGCCGUCAACCGCACCAUCAGCCAUCAUCUGGACAAUGUUGUGUUCUUCACCGGCACACGAAGCCACAAGAUACCCCACGGGAUGAUGGUGGUCACCCACGGUGAUGAACGCCUCAUCUGGAACAUGUUCCAGACCAUUAAGUACAUCCUAGAACAUUACAUCACAGAGUACGACUGGUUCUACCUCGCCCAGGACGACACGUACACGCAGGCGGAUCGUAUCAAGGCUCUGGUAGAGCACUUGAGUAUGAACCGGGUGCUGUACAUGGGCAGCCCAGAAGAGUUCAUUGGAGGUGAGAUGCAGGGGCGGUAUUGCUAUGGGGGGUUCGGAUACCUGCUGUCCCGCAGUCUUCUGUUAAGACUCCAGCCCUUCCUGGAGAACUGCAGGAACGACAUCCUCAGUGCCAGACAUGACGAGUGGCUUGGACGAUGCAUCAUUGACUAUGCUGAUACGAACUGCGUGGAAGAAUUUGAGGGGCAGAAGUAUUAUUAUUAUGAAAUGGGAAAAAAUUCUGACCCUAGUAAGGAAGAUAAUGUGCAGUUUAAUAAUGCACUGACUGUCCAUCCGGUGUCUGAUCCUGAGCAGAUGUACAGACUUCACAAACACUUCACUGAGAUCGAGCUGCAGAAGACAUACGAGGAGAUCGAAAAACUGCAGGCGGAAAUAAAAAAUGUGAGCGUGGUGGCUUUUGAGGGCAACCGUAGUGCCUUGUGGCCAGUAGGAAUCAAUCCACCCUUUGAGCCCAAAACACGUUUCGAGGUCCUGCGGUGGGAUUACUUUACCGAAGAUCAGGUAUACUCUUGCAUUGAUGGCUCUCCAAAGUGUGAGCUUCGUGGAAUCGAUAAGCUGGACGUAGCUGACGUCAUUGAGACGGCUAUGGGUGAGCUGAACAAGAAGUACAAGCCGGUUCUGCACCUGAAGAAGCAGCAGCUUAUUAACGGAUACAGGCGCUUUGACCCCACCAGAGGGAUGGAGUACACCCUGGACCUACAGCUGGAGGUGGUUAACCAGAAAGGACAUAGUCGCUCCAUCACCAAGAGGGUUCACCUGGUGAGGCCUCUCAGUCGUAUUGAGAUCAUCCCCAUGCCUUAUGUUACAGAAGCAACUAGAGUCCACAUCAUCUUACCCGUCACUCUUCAAGACCGAGAGCAUGUUCAACAGUUUUUGGAAGUAUACGCCACAAAUGCGUUCGAAACCAGCGAGAAUGCCAUCUUGACAUUUCUCUUUAUCUACGAUCCAAUUGAAGCCCAACAAGUCAACCAGAAUGACAUCUUCGCCAGUGUCAAAGCGCAAAUCAAUGCUUAUGAGCACCGCUAUCCUACGGUCAAAAUCCCCUGGAUCAGUGUGAAAAGCGAAAGUCCCUCUCAAAUCAAAUUUAUGGACAUCAUCUCCAAGAAGCACCCGGUUGACACGUUGUUCUUCAUCGCCACCGUGAAAACCAGCAUCAACUCGGAGUUCCUCAAUCGCUGUCGGAUGAACUCCAUCAACAACUGGCAGGUGUUCUUUCCCAUCCAUUUCCAAUACUACAAUCCUGACAUUGCUUAUCAUAACCAGCCUCUUCCCAAUACAUUGGAUUUGGUCAAAGAGGCUGGCCACUUCGAUCGCAGUUCCUUCACCGAAGCAUGUUUCUACAACUCGGACUACAUGGCUACCCGAACGCGCAUGUCUUCGGAUGUCCAGGAGAACGAGGAGAUCCUGGAGAACCUGGAUAUUUAUGACAUGUUUGUCAAAUACUCUGGCCUCCAUGUUUUCCGAGCAGUGGAGCCGGCCCUGCAUCAGAAAUACAGCUACCAGCCAUGUAAUCCUCGUCUUAGUGAAGAUAUCUACCAGAGGUGUGUGCAGAGCACCCUCGACAGCCUUGGAUCACGCUCUCAGCUCGCCAUGCUGCUGUUUGAACAGGAACAGGGCAACAGUACUUAAAAACCAAACCUUGAAGAUUGAGAAAUGACUAAGGGGUGAUAAACUGUUUUCGUCCAUUAGGCUGAUGCUUUACUAGUAGGCAGCCUGUGGAGUCACAGCGCUGAACACAUCACAAAUGGUGUCGGUACCAAAAAAAUGACUAAAAACAAUUUAAGCCUACUUAAAAAUAGCAGAUUUUUGUGACACCAGGGGAUUUAUGAUUUUGCUAUCUUUCUCAUUUGAGCAGAUUGGUUUAUGUUGGCUCCUAAACCAAGCAGCUGUUAGCUGUUGAAAUGAUCACUAUCGUAACACAUCUAAAUCGCUGUGCCUUCAAAAAUAUGCUGUCCUUUUACUAUACUUUUGUCCGCAGACACUUUUCCUUAAGCAGAUUUGUUUAAAAGAGUUUUAAUAUUUAUUUAACGUAACAGGGUUUUUGUAGUAUGAAGGAACCGUAUCCAGAUUCUGUGUUCUAGCAGUCGGUUUAUUAUUGUUGAAAUGUUUUUAAAUGUCAAUUCACACUCGGUACUGAAUUUAUUAACCCUGUAGCGCUAACUUGUUAAAUCUUAGGCUGAUUUUAAAGUAAAAUCAUUGUCUUACUGACCAUUAGUGCCAAAGAAACAAAUGUCAAGAAAGUUUCAAACACUACUUUGACCAAAACUUUUCAACCAGCAUGGUUCCAUGUAUAAUUUAUGCUUGAAUUCUGAACAGCAGAGCACAGACAUUAUUACAAAUACUUGCAUUUAAAUGCAUAUCAAUAUUUGUAAUAUUGAAACCACCUCAAAGAGAUUUGUCAGAUUAAACAAGUAAACUUUUUAUAGUUUUGCACUAAUAAUUUCAUUGCAAAUCUGCCUUGUAUAACGGUAAUACUGCACAAUACGCCUGUCAAAGCAUUUCAUUUUGUUCAAGAAAAGAUUAUAGGGUACAUUACACGGUUAUAGUUAGUUCCUGUGCUGUCUACCAGAGAGGAGUGCAAUACUAGUGCAAUACUAUUAAGAUGGUCUUCUUAGAGCCUGCUGAUGGAAACACUCCAGAUGAAAUAUACAUCUGUUAAUACAUUUUUGAAGAUGCACUACAGAGAGCCUCUAUUACAGACCAUUCUAAAACACAAUGUGUUUUCGUGGGAACAUUGGGUUAUAUAAGAUAAUUUUUUGUGGGUCUUCUUUUUUGUUCUUCAGAACUAUUUCUUGGUACGUGUUACUGUAUUUACUUAGUGUUGUGUCGAAGUUUUUUAUUUAAGCAAUCAUAAACUUAAUGCAGUACACUGACGACAUCUUACAAAAGUGACUUAUGUUAACACAAUAUCAUGAUGCUGGAUGUCAAAUGUUUGUGCGUUCGACGAGCUGUGAAAGGUUUUACAAAGUGGUGUUUUGUACGUUUUUAAAUGACACAUGCACAACAUGAAUGGACUCAUCACAGACUGAGCGCAGAUUGAAGACGCUACUGGCCUUUAGGGGUCAGCAAAGGAGCGUGGGAUUACAGCUGCUCUCAGAUAUGUAUACUUUCACAAGACUGUUUCUUAACCUCACCUUUGUUGAUUUUUUUAUUUCACUAUAAAUAUUCUCUAUAAAUCUAUUGUAUUUUGUUUUAAUAUUAUUGUACAAAAUGUUUAAUAAAGACUUUAUUUUAGGGCUCAGUA
Molecule: messenger RNA, 4132 nt
Organism: Ctenopharyngodon idella (grass carp)
Lineage: Eukaryota; Metazoa; Chordata; Actinopteri; Cypriniformes; Xenocyprididae
Gene: chpfa
Product: chondroitin polymerizing factor a
Exons: 4
Coding region: 217-2517 (766 amino acids)
Cellular component (GO): Golgi cisterna membrane
Molecular function (GO): glucuronosyl-N-acetylgalactosaminyl-proteoglycan 4-beta-N-acetylgalactosaminyltransferase activity
Source: RefSeq, a predicted model, not a curated record